Hyla sarda is the source of this 5285-nucleotide messenger RNA. RefSeq names its product nischarin (gene NISCH). Gene Ontology annotation, molecular function: protein kinase binding; phosphatidylinositol binding; integrin binding. The record is from RefSeq and is a predicted model, not a curated record. Lineage: Eukaryota; Metazoa; Chordata; Amphibia; Anura; Hylidae. Gene Ontology annotation, cellular component: cytoplasm. The coding region runs from base 270 to 4424 and encodes 1384 amino acids. The transcript has 21 exons.
UCUGCACAGGUUAUGACACAUGUCCCCCUAUGUAACUAUAUACAGACUGUGCACCCAGCACACACAGCCCAUAAUGUAUACACUCAUGUUGCCCCCUGACAGGAUGCACAGCGCUUUCCCGCAGCCUCCUCCUGUGUUAUCGUCUGAUCUUGUCAAUAAAGUUUUGUUGAACUGAAAUCCUGGCGUAAACAAACAUGGCGCCUCCCGCAGCCGAGGAGAAGGAAUAACCCGGGGGAGCCGCGAUCCUUUUCCCGUUCGUGUUGUUCACCAUGGAUGACAUGGCGGGGUAUAUGGAGGACGGUGAGGAGCGGCGGGAGGUGAAGGUCGUCGGCUCCGAGCUGGUGGAGAACUACACGGUAUAUAUCAUUGAAGUUCAUACUGGUAGAUAUAACUGGACUGUAAAGCAUAGAUACAGUGACUUCUAUGAUCUUCAUGAAAAGCUUACGGCAGAGAACAAAAUAGAGCGGAAUUUGUUGCCUCCAAAAAAGAUGAUCGGAAAGAACUCCAAAAGCUUGGUGGAAAAAAGGCAGAAGGAUCUGGAGGUCUACCUGCAGACUCUGCUCGCAAAGUUUCCUGUCACUGCCCCUAAUGCUUUAUCACAUUUCCUGCACUUUCAUUUAUAUGAAAUCCAUGGAAUUGCAGCUGUUCUGGCUGAGGAGCUUUUCCAUAAUGGUGAACAGUUACUUGUAGCAGGAGAAGUAUUCCAUAUGAGGCCUCUUCAGCUAUAUGCAAUAACACAGCUACUUCGGCAUGCCAAGCCAACGUGCAUCAAUGGGGAUGCCAAAACUGAUCUGGGACAUAUACUUGACUUUACUUGUAGACUCAAGUAUUUGAAGAUCAGUGGCACUCGAGGUCCAGUAGGAACAAGUAACAUCCAAGAGCAUUUACUGCCAUAUGAUCUCUCUGUAUUUAAAUCCCUUUGUCAGAUAGAGAUCUGCCAUUCGGAUGCCGAACUUAUCAAGGGAUUCACCUCCAGCAAGAAGACUUUGGCAACCAUGACUGUUCAGUUUUCAGCAUCAUCAUUAAAGGACAUCUUGGUACCAGAAGCUCUUGAGUUUGAACAUUGGGUGGCAGAAGGCACUUCUUCAGAUUGUCCUAUUACAGCUGUGGUCCCAAAAUGGAGCGCCCUGACCACUGUGGAUAUGAGCCACAACCAGAUCUCUGCUAUAGAUGAUUCGGUGAAACUUACUCCACAAGUAGAAUUUCUGGCCUUGAGUCAUAACCAUAUAUGCUCAAUAGAGAAUCUACAGCAUUUAUACAACCUGGUCCACUUGGAUCUUUCUUAUAACAAGCUUUCUAUACUGGAAGGCGUUCACUCAAAGAUUGGGAAUAUAAAGACACUUAAUUUAUCUGGAAACCUUCUUGACAACCUCAAAGGACUUAAUAAAUUGUAUUCUCUUGUCAACUUGGAUCUUAGCAACAACAAAAUCUCUCAGGUUGAGGAAAUAAAAAAUAUAGGAUGCCUUCCAUGCUUGGAGACUGUCAAUUUGACUGACAACCCUGUUACCAUAGUUCCUGAUUAUCGGACCAAAGUUCUUGCACAGUUUGGUGAUCGAGCUGCCGAGGUUUGCUUAGACAGCACCAUUACAACGGAAAAGGAGCUGGAUACUGUGGAAGUUUUAAAGGCAAUCCAAAAAGCAAAGGAAGCAAAAAAUAAAUUGAAUAAUGCUGAUAAAAAGAUGAGUGACGACUUCCGGCUCACAUCUGCCAGCUCUUCUUUUCCUGCAAACGCUUCCUCUUCGCCUCUCUCUCGGCCUGCUAUCUCCAGUCAAGACCAGUCCUCAGUCAGCCAAUUCUCCUGUAGCAUGACACACAUUGACUGCCCGGGUUCACAGCAACAAUGCGGAGUUCAACAUUCCAUACAUGAUGGGGGACAACACACAGAGCAAACUACAUCUUAUGAAUCUUUGCCAGAAAGCAACAAAAAUCUUAACGUGAUCAGUGUUAGUACCAUAGAAGAGGAGACUACAGUAGUUCCGGAUGUUCAUAGCUCAAUAUUUCCCAUUCCCUGUGUAUCAUAUUCUACAACUGAUCAAGAUUUUAUCCCUUACUUUUCGACAUCAAUUGCCCAUGCAUUAAAACAGAAGCAACAUCUGGCGGGAAUAGUGGAAACUCGAGAUAAUCCAAGAGCUGAUUCCAGAGGUUUUGAGCCUGGGGAUGGAUAUUUUGAAAUGGGACUCCAUGAGAGAGACCACAACUUUUCUAAUGGACAUCUUUUACAGGACACGGACAUCAGUAUUAUACGGGUUCUAUGGAACUUCACGGUCCAUGUCCAGCGAGACUGUUGUGGAAAACAAUUUUCUUCCUGCCUUGUGGUAACUGAUACUUUACUUGCCUUGUUUGAGGUGCACAGUGACCAAUUUCCUCAACAACACCUUUCCCAUCCUUCCUCAAUGAAACUGGUUGGCUAUUAUUAUUAUGGAGAUAUAACUGAAAUAACUUUCCUCAUACCAGACAGCUGCCUGGCAUUGAGUGUCAAAAAUGGAGAAGAUUUUAUCAUUAUUCUUACAGAUGCUCAGAAUUUGGAAGAAUUUUCAUCCUUUUUACAGGUAAAAUGCCUAAGCAAAUCUACGACUUUGCCCCAGAUGCCCUCUGAAUUUCACCAAACCGGUAUCCAAGGGUUCUUCCAAAAUCUAACUAAAGAACAUCAGAUGCAUUUAGCAGACUGUAACGUGAAAGGGUAUUUCCCAGUCUGCCUAUUUUAUUGUGAGGAGGACAAAUCAAGACAAGGCUUCCAAGAAGGUCAUCUCUUCGAGGACACUAAAUUGGGCUCCGAUGGGAUUUCUGAAGAAAAGUGGGAUAAGUCCUGUCCAGUUUGGCUGUUACUUACUCCGCAGGAUAUGGUUAUAAUCAGAAUGGAUUUCCAUACGAUUUGUCAAGAGAAAAGUCUGUUGAACUAUUCAUGCAAUUCGUUCAGACUGAGUAGGAUUCCUAUUGCCGCUGUCAUUGUUCAUCCCACACAUCAUCAGGACACUUCACUUCAGGACAAUCGUGUGCUCCAGUUAAUUUUGGACUCUUUUAUGGUUACCACCUUCUUUGUGUUACCUAACGAUAAAUGUCAAUUUUUAUCUCUUUACAAGUUAUUGAGGAGUUCAGUUCAGGAUGUUAAAAGUAUAGUCAUCUUAAAGUCUUUGAACAACGUAAAGACCACAGAACACGUUCUGGAAAACACAACCCAACUGGAGACUGUAAGCAGUCCUAAACCUCAGAUGACACUACCGACAUUAUACCCAUCUGAAGGCUUAUUUCAGAAGUUAUCGGAAGAAAAUCAGAUCCCGUUUCACCUGGCGGUGUCUACGUCCUUUCGUUUUAUUUCCACCCUGAAUGGGAGUAGUAUUGUGGAAUUCUUCCAUAGCAGCAUUUCUGAGGUUGACAAUGAGGAAUUACGGUAUCUCACGUGGUCCUCGGUAAUCCUGUAUACAUUACCAGAAUCAGAAAUGGUGUCAUGUGUUUUAUUGUCAACAAAAGCCAUUUACUUUGUGCUGGAUGACACCUAUAAAAGUGAAAAUCACAAUGCACAAGCUGACUGCAGCCAGAACACGCCUGGAUCAUCAGACCUAUUACACGGGUGCUUUUGCCUUGUAAUUCCAUUCAGUGAUCUGCAGUCUGUGAAUAUCGGUCUCUUCGAUCAGUUCUUUAGGAUAACCGGUUCUUCUCCGAAUCAUGUUGUAACGUGUCUGACCAGAGACAGCUACACAACACACACUUUCAUACAACACCUGAUGUCUGCCUUAUCCUUACUGAAGCGAACACCAUCUCCUGAACCAAUCGAGAAAGACUUCUAUUCAGAAUUUGGGAAAAAGAAAACAGGAAAAAUGGAAAAUUAUGAACUAAUUCAUUCCAGUAGAGUAAAGUUCAUAUAUCCAAAUGAAGAGGAGAUUGGAGACCUGACCUACAUUGUCACUGAACAGAAUGACACGUCUGGGAUGUUACCGUCUCUCAAUAUUUUGCUGUAUGUUUUAGCUUUUCAAGUGAAUUCUGCAGAGGGACAUAAAGCUUUGCUGCAGCCAAGAGCCCUUAUACUUACAAGCUCAGACCUCUUUUUGUUCAGUGAAGAUUACAUUAGUUACCCACUUCCCGAUUUCGCCAAAGAACCCCCGAAGAAAGAUAAGUAUCAGCUAAUGGAUGGGAGGCGUAUAAGGGAUUUAGACCGCGUUCUAAUGGGUUAUCAAACUUAUCCCCAAACUCUAACAUUUGUCUUUGACGACUCCAGCAACCAAGACCUGAUGCAUAGCUUAUCAAUGGAUCAUUUUGGAGAAUCUUUAAGCCCAACUGAUGUUCAGAAGUCAAGUGUUGGAGAUAGAGAAGUCCAGUGGUACAUCUUUAUACCCAGUGCUGACUGCCGUGAGAAGCUCAUCUCACUACUGGCACGCCAGUGGGAGAUACUCUGUGGUAGGGAGUUACCUUUGGAAUUGACAGGUUGAGAUUUAUAUUUCACAAAAUGAAGCCAAAUAUGGUGUUAUUGCUGCUUUCCUGUGCACAUUUAUAUUGACAUUGACAGCAUCUGUAGCACUUGUCUGAGAAGAAAAACCAAUAAUUCCUUUUUAUGCUCUAUUUUUUUUUUCACUGCAUUUACUAAGGUUUACCUACAUUUUAUAUAUAUAUAUAUAUAUAUAUAUAUAUAUAUAUAUAUAUAUAUAUAAAUACACAUGCUCUGAUCUGUCUGGUUUUCCUCAGCUCAAAUCCAUCUCAUUUUCUGUGGAAACCUUAGUAAAUAUGUUGGGCAUUUGUGAAAUUGUAGGGACCACGCCCCUUUUCGGUAGCCACACCCCCUGAUGACCAUGCCCCAUUUUUCGUGUUUUCUCAGCAAAAUGGAGAGUUAGUUGGGUUUUUUAAGUGCUGGCUUUGGAAUAAUGCUCACUCUUGUUUCGUUACCGCUAAGUUGGUCUUUGCCGUAAAUGUGCAUGCAUAAUUUUUAUUUAAAUUUUUUUUUCUGUAUAUUGUUAUGUAUUAUAUUGUAUGUAACCAAUGCACAAAGCUGCCACCUGGAGCCUAUUCAUACUUUGUAUGUUUCUUGUCAUGUGUCCUAUAAAACUUGUCUGUUGUGAAUUAUCCAAGCCAAGCUUCUCUCUGUAAGUACAUUAACCUAAAUGGGGCUCAUGUGUAUUUUGAUUCCCAAUCUGAAUGCAACUCUAUGAUACCUCUGUGUGUAUCCUGUGCUAAAGGGUCAGAUAUAAAGCACAAUGCAAGUGCUUCAGAAUUGCUGUGAUAAAAUAACCUGAUGUGUCUUGCCAGCAAAGAUGGACAAUGUAGACCAGUGUUUCCCAACCAGGGGGCCUCCAGCU